Rubroshorea leprosula is the source of this 2620-nucleotide messenger RNA. Lineage: Eukaryota; Viridiplantae; Streptophyta; Magnoliopsida; Malvales; Dipterocarpaceae. The record is from the annotation of a GenBank genome assembly.
AACCAUGGUUUAGUGAGUCUGUUGCAUGUCUAAAAACGUUCACGGCAAGAUGGAGUCCUCUGAACCCCCUCCUGUGAAUCCGAUUCCCCCGUCCCCACCCCCACCGCCAGACUUACUCACCACCAUCUCAACACCUCCUGGUCCAGAUCUGCCACAACCAGCGCCCACCCAGCCCGAGACUAGCCCAAUGCCGCCGGUGAAAUCCUUCAAGGACACGUUGGUGGAUGGAAGUGCUUCCAUUGAGCCUCCCCUAAUCACAUAUGAUGAACUGGUGGUUGCAAACCUCAAUUUCGAGUCCUCAAUUCCCAUGGCAGAAGAUGGGACAAAUUCUCCCAAACUGAAGAUCCCCAAAGUCAGAAUACCCAAAUCAAUAUGGCAACGACUUUGUGCCCCUUGGAAGAAUGCAGUAAUCAUCAAGCUUUUAGGGAAAUCGGUUAAUUUCCAUGUUUUACACUCACGUUUGUUGAAGGAAUGGCGAACAGAGAACGAAUUUGAAGUCAUUGACGUGGGUUUGGGCUACUACAUAGUCAAAUUCUCUUCUCUGCAAGAUUGUUCUAGAGUUUUAACAGGGGGACCAUAUAAAUUGUUUGAUCACUACCUGGCUGUUCAACCGUGGGAACCAGGCUUUCAUCCUGCCAGAGCUAAGGCACCUAAGACAGCGGUGUGGAUUAAAUUGCAUGGUGUUCCAAUCGUCUGCUACCAUGAAGCUAUCUGUCUCUAUCUUGGCAGUAAAAUCGGUAAACCAAUCAAAGUCGAUCCUGCCACCCUCCUUGCUACCAGAGGCAAAUUCGCAAGAGUCUGUGUUGAAGUUGAUCUCAGCCAACCCCUUCCAUCCUCUGUGGAUCUAGACUUAGAGGAGUUGCCUCAAUCCCUCAUCCCAAUUGAAUUUGAAGGCUUACACAAAAUCUGUUUCCAUUGUGGUGAAUUCGGACACAUAGAGGAGUAUUGUCGCUUCAAGAAUCCAGGAAAGGCCCCUCCGCCGAGCAAUCCUAGCUCGAAGGCUAUGGUAGAGUUAACUCAAACUCUAAAACCAAAUACAGAGGACAAUGAUAUGACCUUUGGUCCAUGGAUGGUUCAGCAAAGGAAGCCACGCCGACAGCAGCAACUCCGCCGUCCGGUUGAGCAAUCGGCCGGCACGUUCCCUACUCCUCCGAAAAUCCAGGACCACCAUAACUCCACCACAAUUAUUGCCACUUCCGGUUCUCAUGAAUCAAUGCGUAACCGUUUCGAAGUGAUGGCAGCAAUAACAGAGGAAGACACAGCUUUGCUAAACGGAAAUAUGGUUAUUGAACCACCGUUGGCGGGAAUCUCGUCUCCAAUUAAAGAUCCCACAAGCCAUUCUAUGCCUAUGGAUAUUAUCCCCACAAACCUACCUCCAGCUCCAUCAACAGCCUUUGUAAAGCCCAAACCCAAGAAGAAAAAAAUCAAAAUAGGAGGCCCAGUCCUUAAAGACCCUAAGCCUGUUCUUCACAAACCUUAUCAGCCCCCACCGGGCAUCACUAAACAAAAGGAAUACUCACUUGUAUUACCUACAGUAGCAGAAACCCAGAAUUGCAUGGCUGCUACGUCGAGCUCUACCUCUACAGUGGCAGAAGCUAAUCCCCGGCACAAUCAAAGCACCUUACUCGCGGCGUCUGAACAAAAUCCAGCACAGGCACUAGCUUCAAAUGAUUCGGCUAUCAUGAUUGUGACAUGGAAUAGCCGUGGUGUUCGGCAUGCUCCUUUUAGGAGGGAAUGUAAAGAACUGAUUAAGAUGCAAAAACCAGAAAUUAUUUGCUUCUUGGAAACGAAAGCAAAAGUCGACUCACCAGAUCUUAGGUUCAUGUUGAGAUUUGGUUAUGAUCAACAAUACAGAGUUCAUUCUCUUGGCAGAGCGGGUGGUUUAUGGUUGUUCUGGAAGUCCUCUUUAGUGGAUCUAGAGGUGUUAUCAUCUACCAACCAAGCCAUUCAUUGUCUUGUUAGGCAACAACGCCUCCUCUUCCUCACUACUUUUGUAUAUGUGCAGCCACACACUGCCAUGAAAAAUGAGUUUUGGUCUUUUCUGCAUGACUUAGCAUUAUCUAUCACUGGAAGUUGGGUUGUGAUGGGAGAUUUUAACGACAUAGCCACUGUGGAUGAAGCCUCACCUAGAGCAAUGAAUAGAUUCACCAGUGCUCGUCGUUUCCGGGAUCACUUGGACACUUGUACUUUACUUUCAAAAGACUCGUUGGGGUGCAAGUUCACUUGGAUACGCAAAGCCAACGGUAGAACUAUUCUGAGGGAGAGGCUUGAUAGGGCACUCUUCAACAUGGCUGGUCUUGAAGAGUUCCCGGAUGCAAAGCUCAUUAACCUACCUAGAUUAUGUAGCGACCAUCAUCCAAUCAUGCUGAACAUUGACCCCCCUAUUCAGAUUUCAGGUGCUGCAAAGCCACCUAGAUUUGAGGCUGCUUGUACAAUCAGCUUGUUUUACUUGGAACAAAACAGUGUUUGGAGAUUUGUUUCGACGCAAAAGACUCCUUAGAGCAAGACUUGUGGGCAUACAAAACUCCCCUCAUUAUACCUACUCACCUUUCCUGCAAAGCUUGGAAACUGAACUACUGGAAGAGUAUCACAAUGCUUUGCAAGCCGAGGAAUUAUUUUG